ACUUAUGCCAGAGAUAUAAGCUAUGUUCGUACACCUUUGGUCUUUCUGCUAGUUCUUUACUACUACGAAGCGACCAUGUUCCACACUUAGGAAUUCAUAUAUACAUAUAUAUAUUUAUAAUAUAUAACGACUAUAGAACGCGUCGCCAAGUUUUCCUCAGCCUUCUCGGGAGAGUAUUCGGACGAUGACGAGCAUAAGAGAGGGCGAGAUGGAAAUGUCCGGGGAAGACCAUCGCAGCCUCGAGUAUGACCUACACUUCACGGAUCGCGUCAUUGCUGCGACUGGCCCGGCUGCCAAUCCUCGAAUGAAGCAGAUUAUGCCAUCUUUGCUUCGACAUAUACAUGAUUUCGCGCGAGAAGUCGACCUCACCGUUGAGGAGUGGAUGGCUGGCGUGGAAAUGAUGAACGAGGCAGGCCGCAUGUCAACCGCUCAACGUAACGAGACACAACUCAUUUGCGACAUUCUAGGUCUCGAGUCGCUCGUCGACGAGAUCACAUCAAAACUCCUGCUGCGCACAAACAGCAGCAGCAAGAACGCGACGCCGUCCGCCGUGCUAGGCCCCUUUUACCGUGCCAACUCCCCAUUCCUAGCCAACGGUAGUAGCAUCAUCUCGCCGCUGACACGAAACUCGCCUUGGUAUAAAACAGCCGCGCCACUAUUAGCACAUAUAUCGGGCCGCGUAUUCUCAGCAUCGACGCGCAAGCCCCUCGCGAACGCCAUCGUAGACGUCUGGAUGGCUGACCCCAAUGGGCUGUAUUCGCAGCAGGACCGCGACCAGCCAGACACGAACCUACGCGCACGCUUCCGGACGGACGAGCACGGCCGCUACGAGUUGUACGCACUGCGUCCCACGGCGUAUCCGGUCCCGUUGGAUGGGCCCGCCGGCCGCCUGCUCAGACUGCUGGAUCGACGCCCGUAUAGGCCGGCCCAUAUCCACUUCAUCGUCUCAGCCGAGGGCCACGGGACACUGACUACACAGGUCUUCGACUGCGAGGACGAGAACACGGGGGGCGACGUUGUCUUUGCCGUUAAGAAAGAGUUGUUGGUGAGAUUCGAGGAGAGGGUGGGCGAUGAGAAGGCUAGAUGGGAGCUUAAGUAUGAUUUUCUGCUGUGCGAGGCUUGAGGAUUAUUAAUAUGGAUGGAAGGCAUUAGUUGGGCGUAUGAUAGGGUGAAUGAAUGAUAUUAGAAGUAGAGGUAGGUAUGUUAUAACAAUCCAAUCUGGACAUCUUCAUGUACCUCGAUGGCGAAUAUACUUUAGUAGGACAAGGACAAGGAUAGGUUGUCUUGGACAGAAUCCAGAGUACUUAUCCUCUUAUAACGGUCCAUGGUAACUCAAUACGUACUUAUCUAAUAGAAACCCAGUACUUUCACGCUUCUCAUCCGGCGCUCUCACUGUCUCGUGUUAUGUUUGCGCAUAAAGGCGAAGUUUAUCGAAGGAGAGCCACGUGUGGUGUGACAUGGUAUGGGUGAUGUGAUAGAUGCCAUGUAGCUGAGCGAAACCCAGCUAUGAUUGGCUGGAGUUUCAGCUCCUCGUACCCAAAUCCUCUACAAAUGGUCUCGUACAUAUACAAAAACAAAGAUUUUACCCAGAUGUAGCCAGGAUGCCUAGAGGUAGGCAAUAUUCAAUCCUUCAAGGCCAACCUGGAACUUUCUACGAAGCUAGGUAGGUUAAAGGACUACCUACCUACCUAAGGUACUACUAUGUAUGUAGGUACCUGUAGGUAGGGACUUUAGGGCGCUGCUGGGGCGCUGCUGGAGCCACGAACAGUUACCUACUAUAGGUACCUCUAAGUACUUAGGUACUCCACACCCAAAUCGUGCUAUG
Molecule: messenger RNA, 1825 nt
Organism: Xylaria bambusicola
Lineage: Eukaryota; Fungi; Ascomycota; Sordariomycetes; Xylariales; Xylariaceae
Product: Intradiol ring-cleavage dioxygenase
Exons: 2
Coding region: 185-1123 (312 amino acids)
Biological process (GO): catechol-containing compound metabolic process
Molecular function (GO): ferric iron binding; catechol 1,2-dioxygenase activity
Source: RefSeq, a predicted model, not a curated record